Molecule: messenger RNA, 613 nt
Organism: Drosophila miranda
Lineage: Eukaryota; Metazoa; Arthropoda; Insecta; Diptera; Drosophilidae
Exons: 1
Coding region: 148-378 (76 amino acids)
Source: RefSeq, a predicted model, not a curated record
CGCCCAGUCAUAAAAGCGGUGCGCUAGCGUAACAAUCUCCAAGCCAGCAACCGCGCGUGCCUUCAAAAAAUCCCACAAAAAAAGACAGAAGUACGACCAGACUUCGAAUAGAACCUAUUGGAAAGUUCAAUCAAAUCUCGCCGAGAAAUGAAGCUGCAACGUCUCUUGCUCACAGCUGUGCUGAUACUCUGCCUCAUCCUGGCGCAGCACGACCGGACCACGGAGGCCCGCCGUCUGAUCUUCUUCAAUCCGCACAGCCGCACCCUCCACAGCCAGCUGCUCGUCUCGCGGAAACUUCCGCGGCCCUGUCCCGCCGGCAAGAUGCGGGACCAUCGGGACCGCUGUCGUCGAGCACUGAUCUUUGGCCGCAGCACCUGAGAGGGAGGACCCCAACGCCAACCACAAAAUCUCCUUGUCUAUUGUUAUUAAUUUAAAAUCUUUUUUUGAGUUAUUUGUAAGCUAAUUUAUUGCCCCCGCUCUUAGAAGUAGUUGCAUAGGUUUAUUCCGAUAUUUAUUACGUUAUUUAUUUGUAGCUGGUUACGAAAUAGUCGCUAAAUAUACACACGUACGUACAUUCAACGCACAAUAAACUAAAAUCGAGGUAAAGAUACGA